AUGGCCAGCACACUCAGACAAAAAAUCCGAAGAGUCGAAGCGCGCCUCCUGAAAGUCCACGACGAAAUAAUCGCCAAGGAGGUUAGGCGUGAUCUCCUAGCUCGUCAGGCUAGAUCCUAUAGAAAGGGUACAAGGGAGUAUCAAAAUAUCGCGAGAGAACACGAUAAAUUGAAUAUUGCGAUCCUUGAUCUAAAUAAAGAUCGUGAUAACUUACAGGAUGAAUUGGAUUCUCUGAACCGUACGAAACCUCACCAUUAUGAUAGGUAUGAGGGUCAUCGGCACCAGGAUGAGCACAUGCAGUAUUAUGAUGACGCUUCUGAUAACCAGGAGUGGUUGGGGUACGGGGGGGAUUAG
Morchella sextelata is the source of this 354-nucleotide messenger RNA. RefSeq lists its product as uncharacterized. The transcript has a single exon. Bases 1 to 354 code for a protein of 117 amino acids. Lineage: Eukaryota; Fungi; Ascomycota; Pezizomycetes; Pezizales; Morchellaceae. The record is from RefSeq and is a predicted model, not a curated record.